Schistocerca nitens (vagrant locust) is the source of this 2106-nucleotide messenger RNA. RefSeq names its product uro-adherence factor A-like. Bases 1 to 2106 code for a protein of 701 amino acids. The record is from RefSeq and is a predicted model, not a curated record. Lineage: Eukaryota; Metazoa; Arthropoda; Insecta; Orthoptera; Acrididae. The transcript is spliced from 3 exons.
AUGAACCGAGCCUGUCCAGAGCGGGCACCUGUUUUGCACUCGCCCGCUGGGCGCGAGAAUGCGGCACAGGGAAGAGCCGACGAUGCAGUGAACUUCAAGAGCCCUCGCGUCACUGCCACUGACUUCCCUAGGCGCGCGGUCGUCGCGGACACAGUUAAAGAUAGACUGUGCUGGUUACAGGGAGAGUUAUUUUGCUGUUUUACUGCUGGGAGUGAGAGCCUCUCCGCUGCUGGGAGUGAGAGCGUCUCCGCUGCUGGGAGUGAGAGCGUCUCCGCUGCUGGGAGUGAGAGCGUCUCCGCUGCUGGGAGUGAGAGCGUCUCCGCUGCUGGGAGUGAGAGCGUCUCCGCUGCUGGGAGUGAGAGCGUCUCCGCUGCUGGGAGUGAGAGCGUCUCCGCUGCUGGGAGUGAGAGCGUCUCCGCUGCUGGGAGUGAGAGCGUCUCCGCUGCUGGGAGUGAGAGCGUCUCCGCUGCUGGGAGUGAGAGCGUCUCCGCUGCUGGGAGUGAGAGCGUCUCCGCUGCUGGGAGUGAGAGCGUCUCCGCUGCUGGGAGUGAGAGCGUCUCCGCUGCUGGGAGUGAGAGCGUCUCCGCUGCUGGGAGUGAGAGCGUCUCCGCUGCUGGGAGUGAGAGCGUCUCCGCUGCUGGGAGUGAGAGCGUCUCCGCUGCUGGGAGUGAGAGCGUCUCCGCUGCUGGGAGUGAGAGCGUCUCCGCUGCUGGGAGUGAGAGCGUCUCCGCUGCUGGGAGUGAGAGCGUCUCCGCUGCUGGGAGUGAGAGCGUCUCCGCUGCUGGGAGUGAGAGCGUCUCCGCUGCUGGGAGUGAGAGCGUCUCCGCUGCUGGGAGUGAGAGCGUCUCCGCUGCUGGGAGUGAGAGCGUCUCCGCUGCUGGGAGUGAGAGCGUCUCCGCUGCUGGGAGUGAGAGCGUCUCCGCUGCUGGGAGUGAGAGCGUCUCCGCUGCUGGGAGUGAGAGCGUCUCCGCUGCUGGGAGUGAGAGCGUCUCCGCUGCUGGGAGUGAGAGCGUCUCCGCUGCUGGGAGUGAGAGCGUCUCCGCUGCUGGGAGUGAGAGCGUCUCCGCUGCUGGGAGUGAGAGCGUCUCCGCUGCUGGGAGUGAGAGCGUCUCCGCUGCUGGGAGUGAGAGCGUCUCCGCUGCUGGGAGUGAGAGCGUCUCCGCUGCUGGGAGUGAGAGCGUCUCCGCUGCUGGGAGUGAGAGCGUCUCCGCUGCUGGGAGUGAGAGCGUCUCCGCUGCUGGGAGUGAGAGCGUCUCCGCUGCUGGGAGUGAGAGCGUCUCCGCUGCUGGGAGUGAGAGCGUCUCCGCUGCUGGGAGUGAGAGCGUCUCCGCUGCUGGGAGUGAGAGCGUCUCCGCUGCUGGGAGUGAGAGCGUCUCCGCUGCUGGGAGUGAGAGCGUCUCCGCUGCUGGGAGUGAGAGCGUCUCCGCUGCUGGGAGUGAGAGCGUCUCCGCUGCUGGGAGUGAGAGCGUCUCCGCUGCUGGGAGUGAGAGCGUCUCCGCUGCUGGGAGUGAGAGCGUCUCCGCUGCUGGGAGUGAGAGCGUCUCCGCUGCUGGGAGUGAGAGCGUCUCCGCUGCUGGGAGUGAGAGCGUCUCCGCUGCUGGGAGUGAGAGCGUCUCCGCUGCUGGGAGUGAGAGCGUCUCCGCUGCUGGGAGUGAGAGCGUCUCCGCUGCUGGGAGUGAGAGCGUCUCCGCUGCUGGGAGUGAGAGCGUCUCCGCUGCUGGGAGUGAGAGCGUCUCCGCUGCUGGGAGUGAGAGCGUCUCCGCUGCUGGGAGUGAGAGCGUCUCCGCUGCUGGGAGUGAGAGCGUCUCCGCUGCUGGGAGUGAGAGCGUCUCCGCUGCUGGGAGUGAGAGCGUCUCCGCUGCUGGGAGUGAGAGCGUCUCCGCUGCUGGGAGUGAGAGCGUCUCCGCUGCUGGGAGUGAGAGCGUCUCCGCUGCUGGGAGUGAGAGCGUCUCCGCUGCUGGGAGUGAGAGCGUCUCCGCUGCUGGGAGUGAGAGCGUCUCCGCUGCUGGGAGUGAGAGCGUUUCCGCUGUUGGGCGAGGAGCGGAGUGUUUUGUUCCAGAGAGUCAGUAUUUGUUCUUCACCAAGUUAAGAGCCAUGAUUGAGUAG